AUGGGCUUUCCCGACCGGCUUCAGAAAGGCGUUCCUCCCGACUUGAAACAUACGCGCAAACAGCAUAUGCAUAGAGAUAGAGAUAUGGCCACUCGGCAGCGUUCGGGCAGUACCGCAAAAGGGGGCUUGUCCAAAGUUGGGACAGGGGACUCACAGUCGCCUCGCGAGCUGGUGAAGCUGGAAAACUUCAAGGGAAAGUUUGCGCCUAUCGAGUUUGUCGAGUCCCUGUCGUCAAAGCUCCUCACCCAAAAUCAAGCCACGCCUCGCCAGUUCGAUCCGAAACCUUUCAUUCGCAAUUUCGAAGCUGCGAUUGAUGAACUACUAAGGCUCAAGCGAAAGAUACAUAACAAGAUCGAAGAUCUGGAAGAUCAGGCCGAGGCUUCCGAGUCGGCGCGCAGGAAGAGCCUGCAUGAGAUUGAUGAGGCGAUGCAGGAAGCACAUGUGUCGUUUGAGUCGCUAGAAUCACGACUCGGAAAUGUGGGAAAGACGGCCAUCAGCAUAGGAGAACAGCUAGAGACCAUUGACAAGCAAAGACAGAGAGCAGCGGAAGCAAAGGAUCUCAUUCAAUACUUUGCAGAGUUCAACGCUGGAAACACCCGCCGUCUGGACGAUGUCAAAGAUGAAGGCGCGGAGGGAGAGUUCAAGACUGCCACCAUCGUGCGCCGGUUGAGCGCCGUUGCAAAAGAAGUUGAUAUUCCAGGGACGGAGGCCGCACGAAGCAACAUCGAAAGCUACGCAGAACAUUUCGAAAAGGAGCUCCUCGAACGGUUCGAUGACGCAUACCGGGACUUUGACAGACGGGUCAUGAACGAAUGCGCAUGUGCGCUGGUAGAAUUCAAUGGAGGAGAGUCGUGUAUCCGUGCCUACGUCAACCAGCACGAGUUCUUCAUGAAUCGGGCCAAAGUCAAAGAACUAGAAGUUGUGGAUGAUCUCCCAAGAGAACAGGCAGAUCUGGUCGCACUAUGCGACGAAGUCCGCAAAACAUGUAAAGAGGAAUGGGCGGUCAUCCGCGCCGUCUUUCCCAACCCGCAGACAGUCAUGCAGCAGUUCAUUCAAAGGAUCUUUGCUCAAUCCAUCCAAACCCAACUGGAGAACGUGGUCUCACUUGGCAACGAAGAGUCUCAUCUCGCCUACCUCCGCGCCCUCUCAACCUCCCACCAGACAAUAUCAGCGCUCGCCAACGACCUGCACAAAUUGGACGAAAGCAUCGUGGCCGACAAAGGCGGCAAACCGAUGCUGACCUCGGCAAUCAACCGAUCCUUCGACGAUCUGUUCGUCCCGCAUAUCGAGGGGGAUAAGUACAUUGAAGCGGAGCAGUAUUGCUUGACCGAGCUGUUCAAUGAGUCGCUGGGGAAGUUCUACGAGUAUACUAUCCAACGCUCCAAAACCGCCCGCGGCAAACCCGUUACCAAAUCCAGCACCUCCAGCGCCGCACCCCCCUCCCCCACAAAACUCUCCCCAACCUCCGCCGAAGCAAUUAUGUCCAAGUUCGUCACAACCAUGAACGUGCUCGGGCAAGAAGUCGCGCAGACCAUCGGCUUGCAACCCGCAUCAGAACGCAUGAGCCCGGAAGAAAUGGGCUUACCCUCCGUGCAGAUGAUGACGGGGUUACUGGAACUGCAUGUGGAGGCGAUGGCGAGGUGUGGGCAGUUGACGAAGAUGAGUGACAUGGCUGCGAAUGGAAGUACGCUUUUCAAGCUGUUCGUCGAGACUGUGGGUGUCAAAUACCUCGCCGUGGCAUUGGACAUGAUGAUAGAAGACCUCCAAUACAGCGACCCCCGCCUCCCGCCCACCUUCGAGCAGCUACCAAUGGUCCAAGUCGCGCAGAAAGUGCUCCAAUUGCUGCAAUUCCAUUUCCAAAGCUCGAUCGCCCCAGUAGUCUCCGCCUCCCCAACAGCCCACCGCGACAUGGUCGUCUACAAAAACUCGUUCAUGUCGACCGUCGAGCAUCGGUUGAACGUGCUUGUGCAGAAACAAAUCACUGCCAUCGUGGGCUGGCUCGGCACGCUCCUCGGCACACAAAAGAAAACCGAUUUUAAACCAAAGGACGAUGCGGGGGAUCAGGAGAUCUUGCCUAGUCCCACAUGCAUCCAAGUCUGCGAUUUUCUAUCCCUCGUGCAUCAACGCGGCGGGACGUGUCUCGCCGGGAGUAAUCUGGAGAAUUUCUUGUCGGAGAUUGGGAUCUCGUUUCAAAGUCUGCUGCUGGACCAUCUCAAGAAGUUUACCGUCAGUCAAGCCGGUGGUCUCAUCCUCCUCACCGACAUGGCCGCCUACCAACACUCCAUAACCACCCUCUCAAUCCCCCUCCUCUCCGAGCGCUUCGACAUGCUCCGCGAGCUCGCCAACCUGUUCGUCGUGCGCCCGGAGAACUUGAAGACAGUGAUGAACGAGGGGCAUCUGAGCAGGAUCGAGAUGCAGCUGCUGCACCCGUUUUUGAGCAUGAGAGCCGAUUGGGGGAGGUUGAAGGGGUUGGAGAAGGACUUGUUUACGGGGGGUGCGAGGGCGGGACGAGGGCAGGAGGCGGG
Fimicolochytrium jonesii is the source of this 2525-nucleotide messenger RNA. RefSeq names its product exocyst complex component Sec10-like protein. The transcript is spliced from 18 exons. The record is from RefSeq and is a predicted model, not a curated record. The annotation marks the transcript as partial. Lineage: Eukaryota; Fungi; Chytridiomycota; Chytridiomycetes; Spizellomycetales; Powellomycetaceae. Gene Ontology annotation, cellular component: exocyst; cytoplasm. Gene Ontology annotation, biological process: exocytosis; Golgi to plasma membrane transport.